AUGUCGGAGAUUCUGACGAGAGCUGGAGGGUCGACGUCCCCGGCGAGGCUCGAAGCCUCGCCCAUCGAUAUCAGAGCGCUGCAGGCGAAUCGAAGAGCCUUCGUCGCGGUUCGCAGCGAAAGGAGCGCGAUCCAGCGGCAGCUGAAGCUUGCAGGACCGGCAGCUUUCGCAUUCGGAUUCGGACUCGGACUCGGGAGAGGCUUGAGUAAGAGCUUGAGUCCGUGCGCUUGGCGAUCGGGAGAUCCGGAGGCUCCUCGUGCCAGUGUCGUCGACAAGACGACGAAGUUGCUGCAGGACGUGUCCACGCUCUUGGUGUAUCAAGAGGUGUUCAGCAAGCCUCCGGCGAAAGCGUUUUUGAAGGUGCUGGACUGCCUGUCCCGGAAGGAUGCCGAUGGCCGACUCUUCGAGUACUAUGGACUGUUUUUCAAGCUCAUGUGCAUCACCCGACUCCCCAGCUGGAAGGAUUACAUCCUCGAGGCCAUUCUCACAUGCGAGAACAAUCCUUUCGCGGAAGCAGCUGCAACUGCCGGGAACCCCAAGGCUCGCUGGACAUCAGGCGCACAGGUUCCAGCGACAUUGCAGGCGGCUGCUGCUUCUGAUCUCGACACCCUGCAGCGGCUCAGUGUCUCGGAGUCGACAUUAAGUGAGUGGGUGGCAGAAACGGAGGUGGAUUACACUCCGGACUGGCUCAUCGCCGUGUCCAAUUUCGGCACCGAAACUUGCUCGCUCUUCAGAACCACUGCCAACUGCAUUCCUGAAUCUCAACCUUUUAAGGUUUCGGAUCACCGAAUUCGAUCCUCGAGAAUUGGUGAGGAGUCCACGAGUGCAAGAUCCUUCGAAUUGAAAUUACAGAAGGCAGCUGAUGGAGUCAUCGAGCCCGGAUACAGAAUUGUGCCCAAGUCUGAGCAGCCUCAUGGCGAGGCGUCUGCGUCGUCUUCUGCACUCCAAGUGGAGCCUGAGUGUCACAGCAGCAGCAGUUAUUUUAGCAGAACAAACGAGUCACUUGCUCGGAUCCGGGCACGAUUGAGAGAACGUAUAAAAUCUUUCAGCAGGUGGUCUGAUGCCGUGCUCUUGUUGGAAAGGUACCAUGCCGUGUACGGCGUGGGAUUGAUUGCAUCCGAGCAGUUUCUGCUAGUCAGAAGAGGGAAUUUCUAUCCGGACAAACAGGGAUGGACAGCUAGGACAACCGAGGCAUGCAAUCUAAGAAUUCAGAGAGACGAGAAAGAAAUGCUCGUGAGGAACUUCACCAAACAUGCCAAUGGACGCUCGGCUCAGCAUGUCCUGCUUUACGGUCCCAGUGGAGUCGGGAAGACUUGGCUGCUCAGAUCAGCACUCUCCGAAGUCGCAAGCGGCGGAGAUUUAAGAAUCGUCACACUGCCUUCCUUCAGAUGGCCGGAGGACGAACUGGGAUCCGAAGAUGGUGAUGAAAAAGGAUACAACUUUCCAAAAAUUCUUCGACAGCUUGGGCUUCGCCAAUGGAAACUUCGUUUCGUUCUUUUCAUCGACGACUUGAUGCCUUCGGCAUUCUGCAAGCACACAUUUAACAUUCUAAAAUCUGCAUUCGAUGGGAAUCACCAGGAAUGGCCGGCGAAUGUCCUACUGUGUGCAACAAGCUCUAAGAUUCGGACCUGCUCUGUCCAUGUAAAAUUUAGAGACAUGGAAGUUCUGGAUUUGGCUCAUCUCUUCGGUCUCACCUGCGUCGUGAAACUCACGCCGCUCAAUGAAGACGAAUAUGUGCAUUGCGUUCAGGACUUACUAGAACAGAGGAGACCGAGAACGUCGGUCUCUUUGGAGACAAGUGUGUCCAGUGAAGAGGUGGCUCAGAAGGCCAAGCAAUCCUGGGCUCAAAACCUCGGAGCCAGAAACCUCAGAUCAGCAGCCCUGUUUGUGAGGACUUUGGACUGGUCGCUACGUUGA
Molecule: messenger RNA, 1917 nt
Organism: Marchantia polymorpha subsp. ruderalis
Lineage: Eukaryota; Viridiplantae; Streptophyta; Marchantiopsida; Marchantiales; Marchantiaceae
Source: the annotation of a GenBank genome assembly